Aspergillus pseudotamarii is the source of this 1543-nucleotide messenger RNA. RefSeq names its product Tm-1-like ATP-binding domain-containing protein. Bases 129 to 1400 code for a protein of 423 amino acids. Lineage: Eukaryota; Fungi; Ascomycota; Eurotiomycetes; Eurotiales; Aspergillaceae. The transcript has a single exon. The record is from RefSeq and is a predicted model, not a curated record.
CUACCACCACCUACUCCCACCACUUACACUCUAUAACCCCCUCAACCCCCACUUACAUCACCUAUACAAACAUUCAUCAUACAAACAACCACUAUAAAACCAACCGGCCAAAUACACAAAUAAUCAAAAUGCAACCUCCCACAAUCCUCCUCCUAGGAACCUUCGACACCAAAACCCCCGAAUUAAACUACACCCACCACACCCUCCUCACCCAGACCCCCCAACCAAACAUCCUAGUCCUAGACGUCAGCCGUCAGCCCCCAAAGCCAACAGCAACACCAACAGACCUCAAAAUCAACUACACAAUCCCCCAAAAAGACCUCCCCGCUCCCCGUGCCCAAUACAUCAAAGCCGCCUCCGACCACGCCACCACCAUCGUCGCAGACCUGUACAGGGGCAAUAAAAUCCACGGCAUAAUUUCGAUAGGCGGGUCAUGCGGGACGAAUAUCGCGACGGCGGCGAUGCGGAAUGUCCUACCCGUGGGGUUCCCGAAACUGAUGGUCUCGACGAUGGCGAGUGGGGAUGUCAAGCCUUAUGUUGAGGAGACGGAUGUGACGAUGAUGUACAGUGUUGUUGACAUUGCGGGGAGGAAUUGGAUUCUGGAGGGGAUAUUGCGGAAUGCUGCGUGUGCGAUCUUUGGGAUGGCGAGGGGGUAUUAUAAUUCUUUGCUAGAGUCUCGGGGAGAAGAAAGUGGUAAUGGGGGUAGUUCUGAAGGGAGAAAGAAGAAGAGAGUUGGGAUAACGAUGUUCGGGGUGACGACGCCGGGUGUGGAUCGGAUUCGAGCCCAUUUGGAAGAUGUCUACGGGUUUGAGGUGUAUGUGUUUCAUGCGACGGGGGCUGGGGGGAAGGCUAUGGAGCGACUGAUACGGGAAGGGCAACUGGAUGCUAUUGUGGAUUUGACGACGACUGAGGUUGUCGAUGAGGUGAUGGGGGGUGUGCUCUCGGCUGGACCGGAGAGGUUGGUUGCUGCUGCGAAGGCGGGCAUUCCGCAGGUGGUCAGUGUGGGGGCUUGUGAUAUGGUCAAUUUUGGGCCGCGGAAUACCAUCCCGGAACGGUAUGAAGGACGGCUGAUCUAUGAGCAUAAUCCGACGGUGACGUUGGUGAGGCCGAAUGCUGAGGAGACGGCGGAGGUAGCGAGGUUUAUUGCGGAGAAGUUGAGGACUUGUGCUGCGAAGCCGGAGUUGAUUCGUCUGGUGCUUCCUACUGGGGGGAUUAGUAUGAUUGAUACCCCCGGACAGCCGUUUUAUGAUCCCGAGGUGGACGAAGUGUUGUUUUCUACGUUGGAGAAGGAGUUGGAGGGGGGUGGUAUCUCUGUUGUCAGGGAUCCGAGAGCUAUCAAUGACCCCGAGUUUGCGGUCAGUGUGGCGGAUAUGCUAGGGGAUUUGGUCACAUCAUUGUAAGAUCAUAUGUUACAGUGUAUCACGACCUACCCAAGGGACAGAAUGAAAAGAACACUGUGUAGGUGGUGGUCAUAUAUUCAGACCCUGGGAGAGCAACGUCUGGGAGUUUGGCGGAACUUGCCAUGAUAUCCCAGAUUUGCAAU